GGUUGGCAGGUUUGCGUGGCCCUCCGCGGUUGCCGGCGCCGGCUCAGCCCGCCGACGCCACGUCCCGUCGUUGCGGCUCGUUCCUGGGAAGUUACGUGUGGAAGCUGCUCGCAGGGAGCCGGCGGGCGGGCCGCGGAGGGCUCGGUGCUGCCGAGCGUUGAGCGGGCGGGCCCGUGCCGGUGGCGGGGCUGCGGCCGCCGCGCUCGGAGGGAGGUGCCGGCCUGGCGCGCCCCGCGGGGAGCCCCGGGCGGGGCUGGCGCGGCGCGGACUUUUGUCCUAGUUGAGUCCCCUCCCCGUGGGCCGGGCCUCUCCGGCGCCCCCGCCCCGCUCGCUCCCGGGAGAUGUUUAUCUGGGCAGCUGCGUGAGGAGCCGGUGGCUGGCGGCGAGGAGUCUCGGGUCCGAGGAGCGUCGUGUGGCACCGGAGAGACAAGAUGUCCGCCAGGGCCGCGGCCGCCAAGAACACAGCAAUGGAGGAAACAGCUAUAUGGGAACAACACACAGUGACACUUCACAGGGGGCGCUCUUCCGAGGAUAUGUGGGCUGCCUCCUGAGCUGCAGUGUUUUGGGCCAUCGGAAGGCUCCUGGAUUUGGAUUUGGAAUUGCAAUAUCUGGUGGAAGAGAUAAUCCUCAUUUCCAGAGUGGGGAAACCUCGAUAGUGAUUUCAGAUGUGCUUAAAGGAGGACCUGCAGAAGGGCAGCUGCAGGAAAAUGACCGAGUCGCGAUGGUUAAUGGCGUUUCGAUGGAUAAUGUUGAACAUGCUUUUGCUGUUCAGCAACUAAGGAAAAGUGGAAAAAAUGCAAAAAUUACCAUUCGAAGGAAAAAGAAAGUUCAGAUACCAGUAAGUCGUCCUGAUCCUGAACCAGUAUCUGAGAAUGAAGAAGAUAGCUAUGAUGAGGAAGUACACGACCGGAGAAGUGGCCGUGGGGGCCUGGUUAACAGGAGGAGUGAGAAGAGCUGGGCCAGGGAUAGAAGUGCAAGUCGAGAGAGGAGUCUGUCUCCACGAUCUGAUAGGCGAUCUGUGGCUUCCAGUCAACCUGCCAGACCCACCAAAGUCACACUGGUGAAAUCCCGGAAAAACGAAGAAUAUGGUCUUCGAUUGGCCAGCCAUAUAUUUGUAAAGGAAAUUUCACAAGAUAGUUUGGCAGCAAGAGAUGGCAAUAUUCAAGAAGGCGAUGUUGUAUUGAAGAUAAAUGGUACCGUGACGGAAAAUAUGUCAUUGACAGAUGCAAAGACAUUGAUAGAGAGGUCUAAAGGCAAGUUAAAGAUGGUAGUUCAGAGAGAUGAGCGGGCUACCCUGCUGAAUGUCCCUGAUCUUUCUGACAGUAUCCACUCUGCUAAUGCCUCUGAGAGAGAUGACAUUUCAGAAAUUCAGUCACUGGCAUCAGAUCAUUCCGGUCGAUCACACGACCGGCCUCCCCGUCACAGCCGAUCACGAUCUCCUGACCAGCGGUCAGAGCCUUCUGACCAUUCUAGACAGUCUCCACAGCAGCCGAGCAAUGGCAGUCUCCGGAGCAGAGAGGAAGAGAGAAUUUCUAAACCCGGGGCUGUCUCAACUCCUGUAAAGCAUGCAGAUGAGCACACACCUAAAACAGUGGAAGAAGUUACAGUUGAAAGAAAUGAGAAACAAACACCCAGUCUUCCAGAACCAAAGCCUGUAUAUGCUCAGGUUGGACAGCCAGACGUGGAUUUACCUGUCAGUCCAUCUGAUGGCAUCCUGCCUAAUGCAACUCAUGAAGAUGGGAUUCUUCGGCCCAGCAUGAAAUUAGUAAAAUUCAGGAAAGGAGAUAGUGUGGGUUUGCGGCUGGCUGGUGGAAAUGAUGUUGGAAUAUUUGUAGCUGGCGUUCUUGAAGAUAGCCCUGCUGCCAAAGAAGGCUUGGAAGAGGGUGAUCAGAUUCUCAGGGUAAACAAUGUAGACUUCACAAAUAUCAUAAGAGAAGAAGCUGUCCUUUUUCUACUUGACCUCCCAAAAGGAGAAGAAGUGACCAUAUUGGCUCAGAAGAAGAAGGAUGUUUAUCGUCGCAUCGUAGAAUCAGAUGUAGGAGAUUCUUUCUAUAUUAGAACCCAUUUUGAAUAUGAAAAGGAAUCUCCUUAUGGACUUAGUUUUAACAAAGGAGAGGUGUUCCGUGUUGUGGAUACUUUGUACAAUGGAAAACUGGGCUCUUGGCUUGCUAUUCGAAUUGGCAAAAAUCAUAAGGAGGUAGAACGAGGCAUCAUCCCUAAUAAGAACAGAGCUGAGCAGUUAGCCAGUGUACAGUACACACUUCCAAAGACGGCAGGAGGAGACCGUGCCGACUUCUGGAGAUUCCGAGGUCUGCGUAGCUCCAAGAGAAAUCUGCGCAAGAGCAGAGAAGAUUUGUCAGCUCAGCCGGUUCAGACAAAGUUCCCAGCAUAUGAGAGAGUUGUUCUUCGAGAAGCUGGAUUUCUGAGGCCUGUAACCAUCUUUGGACCAAUAGCUGAUGUUGCCAGAGAAAAGCUGGCCAGGGAAGAACCAGAUAUUUAUCAGAUUGCAAAAAGUGAACCUCGAGAUGCUGGAACUGACCAACGAAGCUCUGGCAUUAUUCGCCUUCAUACAAUAAAGCAAAUAAUAGAUCAAGAUAAACAUGCUUUAUUGGAUGUAACACCAAAUGCAGUUGAUCGUCUGAAUUACGCCCAGUGGUAUCCAAUUGUAGUAUUCCUUAACCCUGAUUCUAAGCAAGGUGUGAAAACAAUGAGGAUGAGGUUAUGUCCAGAAUCUCGGAAAAGCGCCAGGAAAUUAUAUGAGCGGUCUCAUAAACUACGUAAAAAUAAUCACCAUCUUUUUACAACUACAAUUAAUUUAAACUCAAUGAAUGAUGGUUGGUAUGGUGCAUUGAAGGAAGCAAUUCAGCAACAACAGAACCAGUUGGUGUGGGUUUCUGAGGGAAAGGCGGAUGGUGCUACAAGUGAUGACCUUGAUUUGCAUGAUGAUCGUCUGUCCUACCUGUCAGCCCCAGGUAGUGAAUACUCAAUGUAUAGCACGGACAGUAGACAUACUUCUGACUAUGAAGAUACAGAUACAGAAGGCGGGGCCUACACUGAUCAAGAACUAGAUGAGACUCUUAAUGAUGAGGUGGGGACUCCCCCGGAGUCUGCCAUUACACGGUCCUCUGAGCCUGUCAGAGAGGACUCCUCUGGAAUGCAUCAUGACCACCAGACAUAUCCUCCUUACUCACCACAAGCGCAGCCACAGCCAGUUCAUAGAAUAGACUCCCCUGGACUUAAAACAGCCUCUCAACAGAAAGCAGAAGCCUCAUCUCCAGGCCCUUACCUUUCGCCUGAAACAAACCCAGCAUCAUCAACCUCUGCUGUUAAUCCUAAUGUAAACUUAACUAAUGUCAGACUGGAGGAGCCCACCCCAGCUCCUUUCACCUCUGACUCACCACAAGCUGAUUCUUUAAGAGCACCACGCACUGAGGCAGCUCACAUAAUGCUAAGAGGUCAAGAGCCAUCAUUGUCGUCGCAUGUAGAUCCAGCAAAGGUAUAUAGGAAGGAUCCCUAUCCUGAGGAAGUGAUGAGACAGAACCAUGUUUUGAAGCAGCCAGCUGUUGUUCACCCAGGGCAGAGGCUAGACAAGGAGCCCAGUCUGAGCUAUGAGCCGCAGCCCCCAUACGCAGAGAGACAGGCCAGCAGGGACCUGGAGCAGCCUGCCUACAGAUACGACUCCUCAAACUACGCGGACCAGUUUCCUCGAAACUAUGACCAUCGUGUGCGCUAUGACGACCGCAUCCCUGCGUAUGAGGAACAGUGGUCCUAUUAUGAUGACAAACAGCCGUACCAGCCCCGGCCUUCUUUUGAUAAUCAGCACCCGCGAGACCUGGACUCCAGACAGCAUCCCGAGGAGUCCUCAGAACGAGGGUAUUUCCCACGUUUUGAGGAGCCAACCCCUCUGUCCUAUGAAAGCCGACCACGCUACGACCCGCCACUCAGGACCUCCACCCUGCGGCACGAAGAGCAGCCCGCUCCUGGGUUUGACGUGCACGGGAGGUACAGGCCAGACGCGCAGCCCUACUCCUCCACAGGCCCCAAGGCGUCCGAGCCUAAGCAGUAUUUUGACCAGUACCCACGGAGUUAUGAGCAGGCCCCGCCCCAAGGCUUCACCUCCAAAGCAGGCCCAGGCCACUACGAGCCUCUCCACGGUGCUGCCCUUGUCCCGCCCCAGCACAAGCCAGAAGUGCCGCCCGCAAGUACCAAACCACUGCCUCCACCCCCAGCUCUGGCCGAGGAAGAGGAAGACCCAGCAAUGAAGCCACAGUCAGUGCUCACCAGAGUGAAAAUGUUUGAAAACAAAAGGUCUGCAUCAGUGGAGAACAAGAAGGAUGAAAACCAUAACUCUGGUUUCAAGCCUCCAGAGGUCACGUCUAAACCUGCAGGUGCUCCCGUCCUGGGUCCUAAAGCCCCUGCUCAGAAUCAGCUCAUUGAACACGACAGAACACUGCACAGGAUCCCCGAACCGCAAAAACCUCAAAUGAAGCCGCCUGAAGACAUUGUUCGGUCAAAUCAUUAUGAUCCUGAGGAAGAUGAAGAAUACUAUCGAAAACAGCUCUCCUACUUUGAUCGAAGAAGUUUUGAGAGCAAGCCUUCUGCACAUGUCCCUGCCAGCCACCUCUCAGAGCCCGCCAAGCCGGUUCAUUCUCAGAGUCAGCCACAGUUUUCUAGUUACUCUUCCAAGGGGAAGUCUGCUGAGGCUGAAGCUGUGGACAGGCCGUUUGGGGAGAAGCGCUAUGACCCACUGCAGGCCACACCACCCCCUCCGCCGCCGCCUGCCCAGUACAGCCAGGCCGCCCAGCCUGGCCCUAGCACCACCCUCAGCCUCCACUCACACACCAAGGGGACACUCGGCGAAGGUAAUUCCAUGUCAUUGGAUUUUCAGAGCUCUUUAGUGUCCAAACCAGACCCACCUCCAUCUCAGAAUAAGCCAGCAGCUUACAGACCAGCCAACCGAGAAGAUGCUGCCCAGUCUGCUUUCUAUCCCCAGAAAAGUUUCCCAGAUAAAGCCCCAGCUAACGGGGCCGAACAGACUCAGAAAAUGAUCACUCCAGCAUACAAUCGAUUCACACCAAAACCAUAUACAAGUUCUGCGCGGCCAUUUGAACGCAAGUUUGAAAGUCCUAAAUUCAGUCACAAUCUCCUGACGAGUGAAACUGCACAUAAACCUGACUUGUCUUCCAAAGCCCCCACUUCUCCGAAAACUCUGGUGAAAGCACACGGUUCCACGCAGCCUCCGGAGUUUGACAGUGGAGUUGAGACGUUCUCUGUCCACGCAGAUAAUAAGCCUAAAUAUCAAGUAAACAGUAUCAGCACAGGGCCUAAAGCUGUGCCUGUGAGUCCCUCAGCUGUAGAAGAGGAUGAAGAUGAGGAUGGUCACACCGUGGUGGCCACUGCCCGCGGCGUAUUUAACAGCAACGGCGGGGUGCUGAGCUCCAUAGAGACCGGCGUUAGUAUAAUUAUCCCACAAGGAGCCAUACCUGAGGGGGUCGAGCAGGAAAUCUAUUUCAAGGUCUGCCGAGACAACAGCAUCCUCCCGCCUUUGGAUAAGGAGAAAGGUGAGACCCUGCUGAGCCCCUUAGUGAUGUGCGGGCCCCAUGGCCUCAAGUUCCUGAAGCCCGUGGAGCUGCGCUUACCACACUGUGCGUCCAUGACUCCUGACGGUUGGUCUUUUGCUCUAAAAUCAUCCGACUCCUCGUCGGGCGAUCCUAAAACCUGGCAAAACAAGUGUCUUCCUGGAGAUCCAAAUUAUCUUGUUGGAGCAAACUGUGUUUCUGUCCUGAUUGACCACUUUUAAUUCUUAAAAUAUAGGAACUUGGUUAAAUAAUGUGAAACUGGGUUAAACUUACUAAAUCUAAAUGGAACCACUCCAUCAAGUAUUAUACCUUUCCUAGAAUUGAUACUGCAGUGUGUUAGUAUCACACACUUUGUUUGAACUGGAGAGGCUGAGUGAACAUCCCCUGAAUCGUUCUUGAGAAACAUGCUGCCUGCUGCAUGUUGGGGGUUGGUGUUGGCUACGGGCUCCAAGAAGUGAUGCUUUGUAAUGAGUUUUGUACUUUUGUAUGGUCACUGCUUAACUUCACAUAUUGAUUUCCGUUAAAAUACCAGCCAGUAAAUGGGGUGCAUUUGAGUUCUGUUCUUUCUAAAGUACACUGUUUCAGACUUUAUUAUGGCCCUGGCCUGGCAUACACAUUUUUAUUAUGCAUGAGGUAAUCACACGUUUUUAAAAAGCACCUCAAAUGUAUAACCAGUGUAGUGGAUUUAACAGAAAUGUACAGCAAGGGGAAUUUAUAGCUUUUUUUUUUUUUUUUUUUUUUGCCGGGGCGGGGCAAGUGAAGACAAUUACUUACUGUAUAUGAAAACUCAUUUUUCUUAGGGAAGGACACCAAAGCAUGUGAGACUGGUUCUGUGGCCUCUUUGGAUCUGUAAGUUAACCAUAUCACCAUAGACAUACUAACCAGCAGGAAUGCCUUACCCUCGUGUUUUUAAUUCUUAGAUCAUUCUGUGUAUUACUAAGUUUUUAUGGCUUUUGUGCACAUCUAGAUACUGUAUCAUGAAAAGAUUGAGUGAAUUGUGGAUUUGGUGGUUUCAGAAAUGUGUAAUCACCCAGAAGAAAAUAAUGGUGUGGUUUGGGGUGGGGUUUUUUUUGUUUUGUUUGUUUGGCAAGGGGCAGUGGUUGUUUUCUCUCUCCUUUGUUUUUUUUUUUUGGCUAUGCAUUUAAAAACUUUUGAUGUUUUAAGGAUGCUUGUACAUAAGGCGUGCAUUCCACUUUGUUCUUGGUUUGUAAAUUAACUUUUAUAAACUUUACCUUUUUUAUACAUAAACAAAACCAAGUUUCUUAAGGCUACCUUUGUAUUCUCUCCUGUACCUCUUGAGCCUUGAACUUUGACCUCUGCAGCAAUAAAGCAGCAUUUCUAUGACACACACAAGGUCAGUUUUUUAAGAAAAAGAAUGCACAGAGUUGUUACAUUUUUAAAUGCUGCAUUCAGAAGAUACAGUUACUCAGAAUUCUCUAGUUUGAAUAAAUUCUUGCGAAGUAUCCCUAUUGUAAUUUGUGAUAUGAUGCUGUGCCCUAAAGUGUAUUUUUUUACUAAUAGACAAUUUAUUACGGCACAUCAGCACAAUUUCUGUUUAGAUAAUACACCACUACAUUCUGUUAAUCAAUCAAUAGGUGUGACUGAAUUUCUUUUGCAGUUAUUAAA
Molecule: messenger RNA, 7205 nt
Organism: Mesoplodon densirostris (Blainville's beaked whale)
Lineage: Eukaryota; Metazoa; Chordata; Mammalia; Artiodactyla; Ziphiidae
Gene: TJP1
Product: tight junction protein 1
Exons: 29
Coding region: 485-5800 (1771 amino acids)
Biological process (GO): positive regulation of blood-brain barrier permeability; protein localization to cell-cell junction; cell-cell adhesion
Cellular component (GO): plasma membrane; bicellular tight junction
Molecular function (GO): cell adhesion molecule binding
Source: RefSeq, a predicted model, not a curated record